CUCUUUCUUUUUCUUCAUUCGUUGAUGAAUAUACAACUACUCGUGGUGUUGGAAGAAAAUAAAUUGGUAUUUUUUCUUCUGGGUUGUGUGAGCUGAUUACUCAAUUAUAUGUUCCAUUUGAGGAAAAACUAAAUAUCUAAUGUUAAAUACCGAUUAUUUGCAAAAAAUCAAAUCAAAACAAAUCCGUUGUCCCCAUAAAUAACAACAAAUAAAUGGAAGAGUAUCAAAUUCAGGACAAUGGAGAAACAUUGAUUGAAACUGAUUACGAAGUUAGUGAAAUAUUUGAGGGCAGCGUAGAUUCUAAUGACAUUGAAGUGGUCGAUUUUGAGACCUUUCAGCAGCAACCACCGGAAGAUAGUUUUACCACAACGGCAACAAAUCCAAAGGAUUGUUCAGCAAUUAAAUAUCUUAACAAACGUAAAUAUAGUUUUGUUUGGCAAUAUUUUCAACCCGUCGUCGGAACAAACCAGUUUCAGUGUCUGUUGUGUCAAUCCUGUGUUGGCAGCCAAACUAGCAAUUUAGCCAGACAUUUGGCUUCUGCACAUGAUAUCAGCAAGCAAAGAGAUAAACGUUUAGAUAACUUAGUACGUAUACGUCCUAGCCGCAGUUUCAUUUGGAAAUACUGCACCAAGGAGGAUUCCAAACACGCCCGGUGUCAUCUAUGCAACAAGAUUUUAUACUUUGGUGGUGGUAAUACAGCAAAUAUCAGCAAACAUUUAAGACGUUUGCAUUCCGAUUUAAUUAAAGAGAAUAAGAAUCUUUCAAAUUCUAUAAAAAUGGAUGAUGAAACUAUGCAGGCCACAGCUUCGCUCUCUAACACAACAACCUAUCAUGAUGACGAACAAAACAACGGUGGACGGUCUAGUGCCGAUAUAACAUCGGCCGAACGUAAAGAACGUCGCGGAGCUAGCUAUGUUUGGAACUAUGUUGAAAAGCUUUCACGUCAUACGAUACGCUGCAGACUCUGCACCAAAGUAAUGUCUUUUCAUGGCACUGCCAAUGUUAUAACACACUUGCAGCGACGUCAUAAUGUACUCGGCGAACCGGGCUCACAAUUGAAUCAAAUUAUCAAUGCGAAACCAGAAACUUUUACUGAAUUAGAAACACAUGACGAUUACGAGCAUACUGAGUAUGAGGGUAAAAAAUUUGGUCGAAAAUCUCUAAGUACGGCCAGUGUAGUGUGGAAAUUUUGUACCCGUAUUAGUACGGAUCAAGUGAGAUGUUGUUUUUGCAAGAAAAAUCUUUCUUACCAGGGUACUUCGAAUUUACAACGUCACUUGCAUCGAAUGCAUGGUGUUAUAACACAUGGACGCCUUAGCAAGGCUACCGAAGAUUUUGUUGCCAUCAAGGAGGAUAACUUUAAGGUGCCAGCAAAUGUUGAUUUCAUUUGGCAAUUCUGUUCACAAUUGGAAGAAGAUCAACAACGUACAAAGUGUAAUAUGUGUGAUGCUCUAUUUGAGACAAAGGAUACGGAGACAAUAGUUAAACAUUUGGCCAUGGUGCAUUCGGUGGAAACUAAUAAUCAAAAUCUUAAUGGCGACAGUAAACCAAUUAUAAUGAGAACUAAAAAAAGGAAUAGACAUGUUGAUUUUGAUACUGAUGACGACGACGAUUAUGAUAGCAAAUGGGCAAAAUUAGAUGAUGCUGAGGACCAGCAAAUACAUACCGAAUUUGAUGAGACAAAUAUUAAAAAGGACGAUUCUUUAUAUGAUGAUAUCAUAGAGGAAGAUCCUAAUAAUUAUGAUGAAGAACCGUUUGAUCCCAGUCUAAUGCAGGACAUGCCACAAGCAAAUCCCUUGUCAGCACAUUCAUCACGUGCAAACUCACCUCAUCAACAAUCCUCUAUGCAAUAUCAAAGUCAACAGCAGCUACCACAAACACAAUUGCUGCAACCAACCAAUCUACUGCCUCCUCUAGAAGCAAAAGUACUCCUUAAACUGCAGGAAGAUCGUUUGCGCAUGGAAACUGAUUAUUUCCGCGAAAAAGCAGGUUACUAUCGCAUGCAAAAGUAUUUGACUGCUUUACAGGCGAAAAAAGCACGUAUAGAAUUAGAGCGUCUAAGUCGUGGCGAAGCGACCAUUGUAGCAACAACAGAUUUAAAUGGUGCCUAUGCUGUUGAAGUCAUACCAGAACAUCAUAUUGCAACUCAACAAUAGAAAGAGUAUUCUAGUUGAUUAUGUUGUUGGAUCAUCAAUUAAUAAUAGCAAUUAAAUUUAUUAUUUUAAUUUAAUAGCUAUAAAUCUAAAUACAUAGAAAAACUUUGUAACAUAAUGCGGACUCACGUUAGUAAUUUAGUUAUAUUAAAUACAUACAUACAUAUUAAAUAUAAAUUUUAG
Messenger RNA from Lucilia sericata (common green bottle fly), 2336 nucleotides. RefSeq lists its product as uncharacterized. Gene Ontology annotation, molecular function: DNA binding. The record is from RefSeq and is a predicted model, not a curated record. The transcript has 5 exons. Bases 213 to 2156 code for a protein of 647 amino acids. NCBI's taxonomy places the organism in Eukaryota, Metazoa, Arthropoda, Insecta, Diptera, Calliphoridae.